Messenger RNA from Homo sapiens (human), 19348 nucleotides. RefSeq names its product F-box and leucine rich repeat protein 7 (gene FBXL7). The transcript is spliced from 4 exons. The record is from RefSeq and is a predicted model, not a curated record. Gene Ontology annotation, biological process: protein ubiquitination; mitotic cell cycle; SCF-dependent proteasomal ubiquitin-dependent protein catabolic process. NCBI's taxonomy places the organism in Eukaryota, Metazoa, Chordata, Mammalia, Primates, Hominidae. Bases 15281 to 16741 code for a protein of 486 amino acids. Gene Ontology annotation, cellular component: centrosome; SCF ubiquitin ligase complex.
CUCUAUAUAUUUAUUCUUAAUUAUAAUCUUUAUAUAUAUAAAUUAAUAAUUGUGCCAACUUCUUACAAUAAAUCUUGCUCUCUCUCUAUAUAUAUGUAUAUAUAUUGCACAAUUAUGGAGGCUAAGUCCCAAUAUCUACAGUCAGCAAGCCUGAAACCCGGGAGAGCUGGUAGUUUUAGUUGAAAGGCCAACAGGCUUGAGACCCAGGAAAAGCCAAUGUUUCAGUUCAAGUGUGAAGGCAUGAAAGAACUGGUGUCUCAGUUUCAGAUAGUCAAGCAAGAGGAGUUUCUUUUACUAACAGGAAGCUCAGUCUUUUUCUUCUAUUCCGGCCUUCAACUAAUUGGAUGAGGGUGACCCAUAUGAGGGAGGACAAUCUACUUUACUCAGUCUACUGAUUCAAAUGUGAAUCUUAUCCAAAAACAUCCUCACAGGAACAUCCAUAUAAUGUCUGACCAAACCUCAGGGCACUCCAUGGCCCAACAUGUGACAUAAAAUGAAUCAUCACACGUGUAAAACUUUCCUUUUUUUUUAAGGAUAGGAAGAAUAAAAUAUAGAUGGCAGGAGAUUAAUGACAUUUACAGGAGUCUGUCUUGGAAAAUUCACAUCUCUUCUAUGUCCUGUAUUGAAAAUAGAUAAAAGAUGGAGGAAAAUGCUUUAGAGAUUAGACACUUUUAGGUUUUAGAGAGAGAAGAGGGUGGGGUUCAAGCUUGCUAUUGUCUUGAAAGACAAUUUGGAUGGGCAUAGGACUGAAAUUGAGUGGGCUUUCCCCGGCCUGUGCUCCGCUGCCUUUUUUAUUGGAGCUUAAGUAGUAAAACUGGACAACCUGCCUUUCAAUUAUAAGUUGAGUUGGCAGAGAAGCGCUGUCUUCUUCUGUUUUAUUUAGGCAAACCAACUUAAGAAUACCAAACAAUAGUUGAUUAAUUUUCCCCAAGGAUGUCUGUAAAGCAUUUAAUUCAGUUCAGUCAACUUGAGUAACUACCAUGUGCAGUGCACUGAGCUAGGCGUGAUUGCAGGGGACAUGACUCAGAGCAGACACUGGGAGAAAAGGACCUUGUCUUUUUUAAUGCGAAAAUGAAUUUUGGGGCCUAAACUCCAUUUCCAACAUCAUAAAUUACACAUUUCAUACAAGAAGCAACUUUUUGAGAAGCAUAUUUUAUCGCAAAUGAAUAAAUAAUACUAAAAGCAUUUGGAAAAGCAAAUGAUUACUUUUCUGCAACCUUUGAAAGAUUCAGAUGGCACAGACUUCUUAACCUGAGUUGUGUGAAAUGCAGGGUCCUACAUUGUAUUUAAUGCCUUUCUGGACCUAUUUAUGGUGACUUGCCUUCCUGUUGGGGACUUGCAAAUCACUUUUGAAAUAAAAUGUUGCAUUUGUACCUGUAGAAAGAUUGUCAGUGAAGGUUUAUUGCAGAGCUAUUUAUUCCUCCCAGUUAGACAGUGAGUCACACAGGAUUCUUUCAAUGGGGGAUCUGAGAGAACAAUCACUUUUGUCAAAGGGAUGUGCAUCUACUACUGCUCAUCUGCUUCAUAUGAUCUUACCACACUCAUAACAAUUCUGGACCUGUUGCACCAGGAGGGCAACAACAUCCUGAAUUUUAACUCUUCUAGCAGCUCAUCAGCAUCAUUUGCUGGAGUUUUUUUCCUAUAGACCAAAAGAUGUUUUUAGACAUAUUUCAUUCAUAUUUGGGCAAACCACCUAAUUUUCCUGGCCCCUGUUUCCUGAUGUGUAAGAUGAAGGGAGUUAUUUUAGUACUCAUUAACUUCCCUUCCAAUCCUAUGCUAUGAUUUUACAGAUAAUUAAUGACAGCUGUACUUCUAGAUUUCUACUUAGGUCAUAAAUUUUAGCAAUAUAAAAAGAUAUUUGUUUUUUCUUCCAAGCUGUAAAGUAGAAUAUUAAAUAUUUUUGAAAUUUUGCGUUUCUCUCCCUUUAUUCUUCUUCACAGUGAAACAGUGUGAGUUGAAUUAAUAAUUGGAAGAGUGGGUGUCUGCUUGCACAUCAGCAUUCAGUGACCGUUACUUGGGAAUCUAGAUAAUUUUCACUGAGAACCUUUUGCCCUUAAGUCUGUCUCUUUCUUCUUUUUUUUAUAUAUAUAUAUUUUUUAUUAUACUUUAAGUUUUAGGGUACAUGUGGACAACGUGUGGGUUAGUUACAUACGUAUACAUGUGCCAUGUUGGUGUGCUGCACCCAUUAACUCAUCAUUUAACAUUAGGUAUAUCUCCUAAUGCUAUCCCUCCCCCCUCACCCCACCCCACAACAGGCCCUGGUGUGUGAUGUUCCCCUUCCUGUGUCCAUGUGUUCUCAUUGUUCAGUUCCCACCUAUGAGUGAGAACAUACAGUGUUUGGUUUUUUGUCCUUGCGAUAGUUUGCUGGGAAUGAUGGUUUCCAGCUUCAUCCAUGUCCCUACAAAAGACAUAUACUCAUCAUUUUUUAUGGCUGCAUAGUAUUCCAUGGUGUAUAUGUGCCACAUUUUCUUAAUCCAGUCUAUCAUUGUUGGACAUUUGGGUUGGUUCCAAGUCUUUGCUAUUGUGAAUAGUGCCACAAUAAACAUAUGUGUGCAUGUGUCUUUAUAGCAGCAUGAUUUAUAAUCCUUUGGGUAUAUACCCAGUAAUGGGAUUGCUGGGUCAAAUGGUAUUUCUAGUUCUAGAUCCCUGAGGAAUCGCCACACUGACUUCCACAAUGGUUGAACUAGUUUACAGUCCCACCAACAGUGUAAAAGUGUUCCUAUUUCUCCACAUCCUCUCCAGCACCUGUUGUUUCCUGACUUUUUAAUGAUCGCCAUUCUAACUGGUGUGAGAUGAUAUCUCAUAGUGGUUUUGAUUUGCAUUUCUCUGGCCAGUGAUGAUGAGCAUUUUUUCAUGUGUCUUUUGGCUGCAUAAAUGUCUUCUUUUGAGAAGUGUCUGUUCAUAUCCUUUGCCCACUUUUUGAUGGGGUUUUUUUUUCUUGUAAAUUUGUUUGAGUUCAUUGUAGAUUCUGGAUAUUAGCCCUUUGUCAGAUGAGUAGAUUGCAAAAAUUUUCUCCCAUUUUGUAGGUUGCCUGUUCACUCUGAUGGUAGUUUCUUUUGCUGUGCAGAAGCUCUUUAGUUUAAUUAGAUCCCAUUUGUCAAUUUUGGCUUUUGUUGCCAUUGCUUUUGGUGUUUUAGACAUGAAGUCCUUGCCCAUGCCUAUGUCCUGAAUGGUAUUGCCUAGGUUUUCUUCUAGGGUUUUUAUGGUUUCAGGUCUAACAUUUAAGUCUUUAAUCCAUCUUGAAUUAAUUUUUGUAUAAGGUGUAAGGAAGGGAUCCAGUUUCAGUUUUCUACAUAUGGCUAGCCAGUUUUCCCAGCACCAUUUAUUAAAUAGGGAAUCCUUUCCCCAUUUCUUGUUUUUCUCAGGUUUGUCAAAGAUCAGAUGGUUGUUGAUAUGUGGCAUUAUUUCUGAGGGCUCUGUUCUGUUCCAUUGGUCUAUAUCUCUGUUUUGGUACCAGUACCCUGCUGUUUUUGUUACUAUAGCCUUGUAGUAUAGUUUGAAGUCAGGUAGCGUGAUGCCUCCAGCUUUGUUCUUUUGGCUUAGGAUUGACUUGGCAAUGCAGGCUCUUUUUUGAUUCCAUAUAAACUUUAAAGUAGUUUUUUCUAAUUCUGUGAAGAAAGUCAUUGGUAGCUUGAUGGGGAUGGCAUUGAAUCUAUAAAUUACUUUGGGCAGUAUGGCCAUUUUCACAAUAUUGAUUCUUCCUACCUAUGAGCAUGGAAUGUUCUUCCAUUUGUUUGUAUCCUCUUUUAUUUCCUUGAGCAGUGGUUUGUAGUUCUCCUUGAAGAGGUCCUUCACAUCCCUUGUAAGUUGGAUUCCUAGGUAUUUUAUUCUCUUUGAAGCAAUUGUGAAUGGGAGUUCACUCAUGAUUUGGCUCUCUGUUUGUCUGUUAUUGGUGUAUAAGAAUGCUUGUGAUUUUUGCACAUUGAUUUUGUAUCCUGAGACUUUGCUGAAGUUGCCUAUCAGCUUAAGGAGAUUUUGGGCUGAGACGAUGGGGUUUUCUAGAUAUACAAUCAUGUCAUCUGCAAACAGGGACAAUUUGACUUCCUCUUUUCCUAAUUGAAUACCCUUUAUUUCCUUCUCCUGCCUAAUUGCCCUGGCCAGAACUUCCAACACUAUGUUGAAUAGGAGUGGUGAGAGAGGGCAUCCCUGUCUUGUGCCAGUUUUCAAAGGGAAUGCUUCCAGUUUUUGUCCAUUCAGUAUGAUAUUGGUUGUGGGUUUGUCAUAGAUAGCUCUUUUUAUUUUAGAUAUGUCCCAUCAAUACCUAAUUUAUUGAGAGUUUUUAGCAUGAAGCGUUGUUGAAUUUUUUCAAAGGCCUUUUCUGCAUCUAUUGAGAUAAUCGUAUGGUUUUUGUCGUUGGUUCUGUUUGUAUGCUGGACUACAUUUAUUGAUUUGCAUAUGUUGAACCAGCCUUGCAUCCCAGGGAUGAAGCCCACUUGAUCAUGGUGGAUAAGUUUUUUGAUGUGCUGCUGGAUUCGGUUUGCCAGUAUUUUAUUGAGGAUUUUUGCAUCAAUGUUCAUCAGGGAUAUUGGUCUAAAAUUCUCUUUUUUUGUUGUGUCUCUGCCAGGCUUUGGUAUCAGGAUGGUGCUGGCCUCAUAAAAUGAGUUAGGGAGGAUUCCCUCUUUUUCUAUUGACUGGAAUAGUUUCAGAAGGAAUGGUACCAGCUCCUCCUUGUACCUCUGGUAGAAUUCGGCUGUGAAUCCAUCUGGUCCUGGACUUUUUUUGGUUGGUAAGCUAUUAAUUCUUGCCUCAAUUUCAGAGCCUGUUAUUGGUCUAUUCAGAGAUUCAGCUUCUUCCUGGUUUAGUCUUGGGAGGGUGUAUUUGUCGAGGAAUUUAUCCAUUUCUUCUAGAUUUUCUAGUUUAUUUGCAUAGAGGUGUUUAUAGUAUUCUCUGAUCGUAGUUUGUAUUUCUGUGGGGUCAGUGGUGAUAUCCCCUUUAUCACUUUUUAUUGCGUCUAUUUGAUUCUUCUCUCUUUUCUUCCUUUUCUUCUUUAUUAGUCUUGCUGUCUCUUUCUUCUUAUUGUUAGAAUUGUGCUUUUCUGCUGAAUAUACAACGAGCAAGUCUAAGAUAAAGGAGGUGGCCAGGGUCUGUGACUGUUCAGCUCUAUGCAAGGUACAGACCUGAGCCACCUCAUCCUGUAGCAGCCCGUGUGUGUGCCAGCAUUAACAGAAGUACCUUCCAGGGUGGUUUCCUGCAGCUCCACACACGGCUCGGCCUGGACUUGGGAGACCAGUUGCCCCUCAGCUGACUGAACUGUGUGUGCUGGUUCCUCUUCUGGUUUAUAACUGUGCUUUAAUUUUUAUGAAUUGAAACUGUGUCUCAUGCCUGUAAUCCCAGCACUUUGGGAGGCCAGGGCAGGCAGAUCACCUGAGGUCGGGAGUUCGAGACCAGGCUGACCAACAUGGAGAAACCCCAUCUCUACUAAAAAUACAAAAUUAGCAGGGUGUGGUGGCACAUGCCUGUAAUCCCAGCUACUCCGGAGGCUGAGGCAGGAGAAUUGUUUGAACCUGGGAGGCAGAGUUUGCAGUGAGCUGAGAUCAUGCCAUUGCACUCCAGCCUGGGCAACAGAGCAAGAUUCUGUCUUUAAAAAAAAAAAAAAAAAAGAAAAAAGAAACUUUAAAAUGUCAAUGUUUGAGCAGCUAAACAUCCUUGUUCUACAAGUGGAUUCUGAAAUCAUAAGACCUAACCAUGAGUUUGACUCUGCCACUUAAGUCAAUGGCCUCUAACUUUUUUUCUUUUCUAAACAAUGCCGCCUCACUAGCAGUAUAGAAACUGUGAUAAAUGGCCUCAGUUAGUCAUCCUUCCUUUAAAAUUAUACUAGCAACAAUGAAAGGGGCUUUUGUUGGGAAUCUCCAAAAACUUCUAAACCUUGACCCUCCAGGGUCCUGGGAAAAUGAAGAGAUGUAGGAUGUGAAAAGAUGAAGGUGUUUGCUUUAAGAUAGUCAGGUGGAAAUAGGGUUAGAGAAAGUGAUUUGAACCCAGUGGCUUUUCCUCUUUACAAAUGUGUAAACUAAAAUGAUUUGACCAGGUGAGAGACAUUUUCUUGGGAAAUAUUUUCCCAAGAAAAUAUCACUGUUUAAUGAAUUUAAAUCACUGUUUAAAUUCAUAUGAGUUGGUAGCCUGGCAUUGUUAAGCAGAUGACAUUUCGACAGAGUUGCUGUGGGUGGGUCUGGAGUUGCCCUGGGUCCACCUCAAUGCCAUAAGGGAAGAGUGCUUGGAGGCUUUUGGGUGAGGUAUUGUCAGUCACUGGUGGACAUGUGCCUUCUCCAUGGUGCUUGCUCCCAUUGCAGAAGGGUUCAGCCGUGCCGUCGCAGAUGCCAGUGCCCUCAGGGAGGGCAGAUAAAGUGACUGCGUGCAUCAUCUGGGGUAGUGGUGGGGUGGUUCAGACUGUGGCAAACUAGCCCACACAUGCCCCAUCUCUUACCCGGUUAUGAACACACAGAAUUAGCCCAGAAUUAUCAGAGCUUCCAGGUUCCGAUUUUUCAAGCAGGUCUAUUAAUCUGUAUUCAUAUGUGAAAUAUCUAACCUUUAAAUAUUUAAUUUUGUAAAAGACAUCCACUGGGCUUAACCAAAAAUGUCUGUAAGUCACCAGGUUUUUGACUUUGGGUAUCAGAGCUCCUGGGUCUAUCCAAAAGCCAUGAACAUUUACUAUCUGAGUAUAUUUGGCAUAGUCAUUUAAUCUUCCUGAGGCUUAGUUUUUAUUUUUCAGAGUUGAAAUAAUGAUACUUGCUCUAGAAAAUUAUAAGGAUAAAGUCAGAGAGGGAAAAUGGAAAUGAUUUGUAAUUGCAAAGUCUUUUGGUGGUUUAAAAUGUUACAUGCAAGGAUAAAUCAUGCUCAGGUAUGGAGGAGCUUUAGCAGAAACAUCCAUCUGGUUUCUGCUAAAAAAAAAAAAAAAAAAAAAAAUCUUGUUCAGGGUUCUUGUCACAUACUUUACAGAUGUGUUCCACUGGCCGAAAGGUGUACUGCCCUCAAAUGUGCAGCAACCCACCUAACUCCUCCACUGAAAUAUCAAGCUGAGGCUGCUCACCAGCAGCUCCUGUCAUCUUUGACUUUGAAAAAGCAGGUUGUGUCUAGAUUGUGGACCAGCAGGCGUAAGGGCCUGUGUGUGCCUCCAUGUGGGAAUUUAGAGCCAUGGCUCCAGUUCUGGGCUUUGAUGGGGUGGAGAUGGGCCCAUGUCAUGCUGGUUUUCUAUUGUGGAACAUUGACUCAGAAAGCAGGUUGCUUAAAGAAGGAUUAGGAAGAGGACCUGGAGGCUGCAACCUAUAGUCUGUCUUCUCCCUUCAUGCCCUUGUCCAAGCAGCGUAAACCACAAACUCUCCCACUGCCCCAUACACCCCCAAGAUACCAGUAUAUAUACCUCACCCUUUGUGACUGCUUUUCCACAGUUAAAGGAAGACCUCUCUUGAUUUAUGUUGAACCAGGUUUACCCCUGUAAGCGUAGAAUUUUUCUUUGUUGGGAGGAGAAUCAGGAAGGUUUUCAGGGAAUAUGUCUCACUCUGGAUUUUAGAGAAGCCCUGCCAGAUCCCAAACUCAUCAGGCAAGGUUAAUCACCUCCCCUUCCCCCAAAAUUGUGUCCUGCAGUAUCUGGACACAUCUCUGUGAUUUCACUUUUUUGUUUACUGCAGGUGUUUGUCAUCCAUAAUAGACUAAAAUCUUCAAAGGGAGACAGUACAAAUGUUAUUUAUUUUUAAUUCUGCGGCCCAGUAAGCAGCUCAAUAAAUGCUGGUGCAGUUGCACUGAGAGAUGCUGAGCCUUCCAUGUCUUUGAGUCUCAGGAGAAUGUAGAGUGUCUACAAAAGCAUGUGCAUUCCUGUUUAGAGAACUAGAGAGAGGAGGAGGCAAGGAAUAUUACAGCACAAAGUUUCAAAGAAUCUUGCCAAUAAGAUGGUCAAACCAGCUCAAAAAAAUAGAUUUUUCCCUUUUUUAGUGAACUUUUGAAUCAAAAGGAAAUGAUAGGUUUAGUUUGGUAAAAUAAAAGAAGGGGGAAGCUAUAACAAGUCUUUUUAAUGAUGGUGAUGUUGGCCGAAGAAGGGAUUUUUAUGGGAGGCAUCACUCAGUUUUACAAAGGAAGGCAGUGUAGAAGUCACAGUUUGGAAUUUUCUUUGUCUUCCUCAGGAAAAAAGAUGUUCUUGUUAAGCAGUGACUUCUGCCAAUGUCAAGCAGAUAGUUUCUGUUGUUAGGGAAUGCUCGGGUCACUUAAUCAGAUACUCUGCUUCAGCCAAUCAGUACUCAGGAGUAAUGUCAGUGUGCCUUGGAUCUCUGCAGAGCAUGAAUGUGAGGUCAUCGGUACAAAUUAAUAGUUUAUCACGAGGUCCUUGACUUGUACUAUCAUAAAUGUAGAUGAUUGUUAAUGAACAUCUGUACCACUUCCGUCAGCAACCCCACUGAAAACAAAAAAGGUAAUAGCUGGAAACUUCUGAGUCAUAUAAACAUAAAGCUGAUAUAUAGAACUGAGCAUUGUUCUUACAUUCAGUAUAUUGCUGAGCCAGAACAAAACCCCUAAGUUCUUCUUACUUAACUCUUUAAGACUUCUGAGUGGAAUUCAUUUUCCCAGAAGUCCUUUGGUAGCUUUCUAUUGUCUAUACCUGUCAUUAUUAUUAAUUCAAAGCCAUUACAAAUAUCCAGCAGCUCUUACAGGUGCAAAAUCUGUAAUAAUAUAUGUUUUCUAAAAUUCAGAAAUACUUUAUGAAUGAAUAAACUCUGCCAUCUCCAGAAUGGUUUAUCAUAUAACAGUUUUGACUUAAAAAUAAACUUUAAUGCCUCCACUGUAAAAGUGCAGAUAGAUAAAAUAUGCUUUAACAAUAGAAAUGCUUAUUAAGCAAUAAUUUACCAGGUUCUAUAAAAUAACUCGGGUUCAACCUAAUAUUCAGUGUAAGAGAAAGAUAUUUUUUAGGAUGAAAUAAAUGCAAAUCCUAGCAGACUUUGGAUAUGUACUUCAUUAUUUUAUGUAGAAAUUUACAGAUAGUAGGUGCAAAUAUUUCUGCACUAUUGAAAUUAGAUUAAGACUAAAAAUAAACCAUUUUUAAACAUUCAUAAACAGUGAAGAACUGAAAUAAGCCAGUAGCUUCGUUAUUCAUGGGUAUACUGGACAUUUAUACAUGAAUAUAGCUCUGUUUGCUUCAAGGUAACAUUUCACUCUAUGCUGGUAUUUAAUAUGUAAUGGAGAGAGUGAGAGAGUAAGCCUGCCCGUGUGAGGUGCUUGUAAGCCUGUAUUGAGUAUUACCCUUGGGCUUUGGGCUGGAGCGUUCUGGUAGCUACCAACCUUAGGUCAUUUGCUUUAAAUGAAAUACUAGUGCUUGUUGAUGUAGGAAUUGGAAUUAUGGAAAGUAAGAAAACAACAUAAAAAUGAAAUUGAUCUAUUGGAAGCAGGAUGGGUCCUCAACUAGUUGCUCAUAUCUCUUAGCCAUUCUGACUUGAAAUCUUUGUAGUCAUUUUCGAUUCUUGGCAUUAGUUCUCAACCAGUGCAGUUUUGCCUCCCAGGGGACAUCUGGUUAUCCGGAGACAUUUUUUGUUUUCACAAUUGUGGGAGAAAAAGUGGGGAGUGCUGCUGGCAUCUGGCAUCUAGUGAGUAGAAGUCAGGGAUGAUGUUAAACAUCCUAAAAUACACAGGACAGCAUCCACAACAAAGAAUCAUCCGGUCUGAAAUGUUACAGCUGGGAGUCCCUGGAUCAGAAAAAGCUAGCUCCAAGAAAUCACAUUUUGUUUCUUUCAACCUGAAUUACAGAGUAGUCCAGGUUUGUCUUUAACUUAUUCUGCCAUGGAGAUGUGUUUUCAUAUAAACUUGUCUCUUUUUGUGGACUUAUUUAUUUACUUUUAUCAUUUGUGUUUGCUUGCUUUGUUUUUUUCCUGUAAAUGUGAAACAGAUCUAGAGUUUGAUUCUUUGACGAGCGCAACAGGGAAUUGAAAAUCACACAAACAAGAGUGUUUUCUUGGUUGUUUUUGGUUAUAAUAGCUUUCUGUUUUUAGUGAUCAGAAAAGACAGAUCCCUUUGAGUUCUGUUGUGUUAGAGGCAUAAAUGGAUGGCCAUUUUAUUUUAGAUUAGAUGUUCCCAUUCUGGUGGCUUCAUAUUAUAAGUCUGUGAUAAUAAGUGAGUGUUCCUUUACUUUAAAACAUGUUUUUGUUUCUUUGUGCUUGGUUUUUGGACUGCUUAGCAGAACAUUUCAGUUGGCAACUGUAGCUUUUUCUUACAUCUUAUACUUCAACUAUUUUCAAACUGGCAUGCAAUAACAUAAGCAGAAUGAAAUGUAUUAAGUGUGUGUUUAUGUCUAUUGGGAAAUAUGGUGUAAUCUGUAGCUACUUAUUCCUUUUUGUUUUAGCACAAUAUGCCUGUCUCAUUGUACACUGUUCUAGGAGCAAAUAACUAGUUUCCACAAAGAACAAGGAACCUAUCAACAUAGAGGUAAAUUAUUGGCAAUUGACAUUCCUGGCCUUCAAAAAUACAUUCUCCAUUCCCUGCUUUAGUCUGCACUGUGUUUUUUUGUGUUUGAUUUAUAUUUGUAAAUGGUAAGUGAGUUUAGUGAUUCAUUAAAUAAUGUCAAAAGUAAUGGUUGCCAGAGAAUCUCAUUCUUUUUUUUUUUUUUUUUUUUUUUUUUUGAGAUGGAGUUUUGCUCUUGUUGCCCAGGCUGGAGUGCAAUGGCGUGAUCUUGGCUCACUGCAACCUCCACCUCCUGGGUUCAAGCAAUUCUCCUGCCUCAGCUUCCUGAGUAUCUGGGAUUACAGGCAUGAGCCACCAUGCCCAGCUAAUUUUUUGUAGUUUUAGUAGAGGCGGGGUUUCUCCAUGUUGGUCUGGCUAAUCUCAAACUCCUGACCUCAGGUGAUCCACCCGCCUUGGCCUCCCAAACUGCUGGGAUUACGGGCAUGAGCCACUGUGCCUGGCUGAGAAUCUCAUUCUUAAUGUAUCUAUUUUAGCAUUAGGCUGGGUUUAUCCUGAAGCACUUUCCCAGAAUAUGAAGGGAGGUGCCUUAUGAAUCUGAAAAAAGUUUUGUAGUAGAAUGAUAAUAUUCAAGUAGCUAGAGUUUAUUAAUGAGCAAGAAGCUAUAUCUUUGGAAAGUAAGAAUAAUAUUUAUGUUGUUACUGCUCAGCAUAUGGCAAAAUUCACCAAGCAAAGAAGCAGUGGAUAUUAAAGGUUUGCUUAACUUAAUGGCUGGUGUGGAUCACUGACAUUGAAGAUACCUUUAAAAAGAUUGAUUUUUUUUUUUGGUCCUUAAUAACUUGAUGAAACCAUAAAGUUUAGAUGAGGUAGUUGGCCGCCUGAGGUUUGGGUCAUUAGCUUGAAUGAUCAUUCCCAGGUGUUUAUACAUCUCAUUACAACAGUCAUCCACCAUUUUUCUGCUACUCUGAUUAUCUGUUUAUCUGUCUGUCUUUCCCAUUAUUUUGUAGCUGCUCUAAGAGAGGAGGCAUUUUCUGAUCAUCUUUGUAUCCUGGGCAUUCCCUAACACAGUGGUGUGAAUAUAGCAAAGAUUAAAAUUUUUUUAAAGUAAAAGCUGAGUUGAAUUGAAAGAAAAUAGUAUCAAUUAUUUUGCCAUAAAGGCUUUAUUAAACAUGAAGAUUCCAGUGUCCUGAGAUUUUAUGUGAAAUCUUCUGAGAAGCAGCCUGGAUAACAAUGCGUCCUAGGAGCCUGGCUUCAUUUUAAACUGCCUACCAUGAAAUGACUUCUGACAGGCGUGGUUCACUCUUUACGGUCCGGUGACUAGCUGUGUCCCUUCCUGAGAACUCUGGGUCAGCGUGGCCUCUGACAAUGUCAUCCACGUCCUCGUGGCGUUAAUUAUCUACACCAUGGUAUCUGGGUUCUUCAGAGAUUGGCCUCUAUUGUCCCCAGGGGCAGGGGGGCAUUUAUUUUCUUCCCCAUGUGAGUGUGAGCUUCCUGUGAGUGCCACUGUCUUAUCAGAGAAGUCAGGUAAUUAUGGAAAGUGUCUAUGUGACAGAGAGUGACCGCUUUCUAUUUAGCUAGCUGCAUUGCAUCAUCGUUCGUUGCAGCUUCUGGAAGGGAUAUGUUCUGGGGGACACAAUCAUUUUUAAGUAAAUUAAAAUAUAUUCUAGUUGUUUUUGUUCUGAUUCCUAUAAUGAAUCAUUACUAUGUAAUGCAUUUUGUGUGUGUGUGUGUGUGUGUGUGUGUGUGUGUGUGUGUGUGUCUAUUUAUAGAUUAAGGAGGCCUUGAGGUCUAAAGAUACCUUUUGAUCAAAUUUGUGUUCUAAAGUUGUUAAGAAAAAUGAACCCAGAGGGUCUGGAUAAAUAUUUUGCAAAUGUAGUCCAUUGUAUUUGUCUGCCACUGUCCGUCUCCAAGGAACUCUGCCUUCCUGCUUUAAUCUGUGGUCAUGUUUCAUCCAAACCCCAUACAUUAUAAAAAUAAUCAUAGGUUAUUGGGGUUGAUGUCCAUGUUUCCUACCUGUAAUUAUACCCUUGUUAUCUUGUUUGUUAUGAAAAGAUUGUUGCAUAUUGCAGAUUGACAUGGAGCUGUUCUUCUGCAGCACCUGUGGGCUUUGUUCUUUGGAUUCUGGGUCCUUGUUUAUGGGAUGUGUGGUCAUGGAUGUAACACGGGAACACAGGGCUAUGCAGGUGUUUCCCUUGGCUGAUAGGAAGGCUGCAGUUCGUCCACAGAAAUAUAGAUGUUAACUGGCCAUCACCCAUAACAUAAAAUGCUUCUUUAUUAUACUGGGAAAGUGCCUAGAGACAUUCUUGGGAGAAUAGAGAAAUUUCUGCAACUUUCUGCCAAAAACAAUCUUAUACAAAAGAGAUGAGUGGAGAACAGUAUGUAGUUCAUGUUUUGAAAUAACGAAUGUAUUUCUUGAGAUGAGACAUAGCAAUGUAUUGAAAAAAAAAUCCCCUUUCGGCAACAAUUAGGAUGUCGCUCCCAAGAGAGAGAGACAUGAUCUCAAAGAAAAACAGUGGUGCUUGUAUCAUGGCACCAAACAGCAAAAAGACAUUGGGAGUCUGACAGAUAAGCCUUGUGGUUUUGUAUCAAACUGGUGGAUUUUGAAACUUCUGAAUUUCCUUAGAGAAAGUCUCAACACACUAACCCAUAGAUAUGGCCUCAGGUGUGGUUCUGGAACGUGAGUGCACUAAGUGUCUGCAUCAUCCAGUGUGUUUAGUAUUGGAUCCCUCAUGAGAUUUUCAUGACCCCCCGUGAUGCUACAAGGGAUCCAAAACACUUUCAUAACUUGAGCAGGAAAUAGCCCAAUCACCAUGUGUUUAAAAGGAAAGUUGACACAAUUCCAGUCCAUUCUGAAGCAAACACAGGUGUACUAAUUCUGCAAAAUAAAAAUGUUAAACUUCUCCUGUCUCAUCCCAUAGCCCUCCAAAAUAAAAAAGUUUGGUGGCUAAAUUAACUCGAGAUGGAAUAUCUUUGGAUUGGAUAAGUGUUUAUAUAUGGUUUUGUCAUCCAUGACAUGGAACAUUUUGAUGAAAAAUAAAUUAUUGGACUGUUUUAGUCUUUCAUGGAUUCCAAGUGAGCCUGCAUGUUUGCCAUCAAAUAGAUACAUGUAGAUAUACAGCCUUUGCCAACCUGCAUUGCUUUUUAGUGGAUAUUAAUGUGCUAUUUGGGUGAGAUUUAACAGUGUCACGUUCUUUAACUUUCAUCUUUCCAGAUCUCUUGGACUCAGUGCCUUUAGACUUACAGGUUCCUAAACACAGGUGGGAGGUUGACAAGGUAAGGGAGGAAAGCGGUGCUGUUUCUUACCUUCAUGGAAACACGUAGGAAGAGGUUUUCUACCUUCUUGCUUAUGUGUAACCACAUUUAAGACUUACUCCCCCAGGCUGUUUUUGGCCAUAGACAGUGUGGGAAGUGGAUUUCUGGAGGGGAAUUUGAAUGUAUUACUGUUGGGCUCUGUGAAUAAUUGGCAUCCUAGAGGGACCUGGGACGCCAGAUGCUGCUUCUCCCACAGGCCAUAAUUUGUCCAUGAGUAUGUGGCUUUAGAAUAUAGUCCAUAAUUCCUUAUCCAGAAAAUCAGUAUGUCUGAGAUGAAAUAAUGAAAGUUACGAAACACAGAUGCUUCCCUCAACUAAACAAUAUUGCUUUACAAAAGUGCAAGAAAUCAUCUUUCCAAAUAAGAUGAUUCUGGUCUGUUUAUCAUUGUGUGGCAGCAUGUUCUAGUUACUUUUGCCACAUUCCAGACAACCUUAAAAGUUAGUGACUUAAGCAACAGCCAUUGUUUUAUGAUCUCUUUCAGUUCUUGUGGGUCAAGAAUGUGGGAAGGUCUUGGUGGAGUGGAUCUGGGGCCAGUCAGUGGCUGGAGCUGAGAAUGGCAGAACUGGACAGGACCAGCUUUCCCUCUCUUUUGUCCUCCCUGUCUCUCUCUUCCUAGGGUGUCAGGCCUCUCUGUGUGGUCUUUCUGCAUGGGCUACUUGGGCUUCCUCACAGAAUUACUGUCUCAGGGCAGCCAAGCUGCUUACAUGGCAGGAGAAGCUUUCAAGAGUUGCUUAUUCCAGGGAAGCAGCAUUGGCUUUUAUGACAGCCUGGGAGGUCAUGCAGUGUUACUUCUGGGCAUUUUAUUGGUUCCACUAGACUGAAUGUUUGUGUCCCCCCAAUUCAUGUGUUUAAGCUCUAACCCCCAAGAGGAUAAUAAUAGGAGGUGGGGUCUUUGGGAGGUAAUUAGCGUUAAAAAAGUUCAUGCGAGUGUAGCCCCCAUGAUGGAAUCAGUGUCCUUAUGAGGAGACCAGAGCUCCCCUCUCUCUGCCAUGUGAGGAUACAGCAAGAAGAUGGGCCUCUGUAAACCAGGAGGAGGGCUCUCACUAAGAACCUAACCCUACUGGCACCCUGAUCUUUAACUUCCAACCUCCAGCACUACAAGAAAUAAAUGUUUGUUGUUUAAGCCCCCCAGUCUAUGGUAUUUUGUUAUAGCCCAAGUGAAAUAAAGAGGCAAGUUAGAAGUGAGUGAGGAGGCUGCCUGGAUCCAGGGAGGAGAAUCAGACUCCCUCUCUGGAUGGGGGCAUGGCAAGGUCUAGGGGCCAUGUGAUCGUGUGUGGUCAUCUUUGGUCAAUAUGCCAUACACUGGUUUAUAAUUACCUAAAAACAGAGUUUUAGUCUCUGUUCCUGGAUAAGCAAACCAAGAAGCCACUCUCUUUUAGUCUUUAAACAAAUCUUGCACUAUUUGACUCCUUUCUUUUGUAACAGGCAGAUCCACAAGCCAUGCUUGCCUGGGAGAAAAUAUCAAAGGCAACAUGAAAAUUAACCUCUGGGUCCGGGAGUGCUGAAGGUGCCAGAACAGGAAGGGAGGUGGUGAGCCUGAAGAUCUCACAAGCUUCCCUCCUGGUGUGUGUUUCCAGACCGUCAAGGGUCCUGGCUGCUCAUGGUCUAUCUCAGUUGCCCAGGCAAAGGCAGCUCGAGCAUCUCAUCUGACGUGAGUUCAAGUACAGAUCACACGCCCACUAAAGCCCAGAAGAAUGUGGCUACCAGCGAAGACUCCGACCUGAGCAUGCGCACACUGAGCACGCCCAGCCCAGCCCUGAUAUGUCCACCGAAUCUCCCAGGAUUUCAGAAUGGAAGGGGCUCGUCCACCUCCUCGUCCUCCAUCACCGGGGAGACGGUGGCCAUGGUGCACUCCCCGCCCCCGACCCGCCUCACACACCCGCUCAUCCGGCUCGCCUCCAGACCCCAGAAGGAGCAGGCCAGCAUAGACCGGCUCCCGGACCACUCCAUGGUGCAGAUCUUCUCCUUCCUGCCCACCAACCAGCUGUGCCGCUGCGCGCGAGUGUGCCGCCGCUGGUACAACCUGGCCUGGGACCCGCGGCUCUGGAGGACUAUCCGCCUGACGGGCGAGACCAUCAACGUGGACCGCGCCCUCAAGGUGCUGACCCGCAGACUCUGCCAGGACACCCCCAACGUGUGUCUCAUGCUGGAAACCGUAACUGUCAGUGGCUGCAGGCGGCUCACAGACCGAGGGCUGUACACCAUCGCCCAGUGCUGCCCCGAACUGAGGCGACUGGAAGUCUCAGGCUGUUACAAUAUCUCCAACGAGGCCGUCUUUGAUGUGGUGUCCCUCUGCCCUAAUCUGGAGCACCUGGAUGUGUCAGGAUGCUCCAAAGUGACCUGCAUCAGCUUGACCCGGGAGGCCUCCAUUAAACUGUCACCCUUGCAUGGCAAACAGAUUUCCAUCCGCUACCUGGACAUGACGGACUGCUUCGUGCUGGAGGACGAAGGCCUGCACACCAUCGCGGCGCACUGCACGCAGCUCACCCACCUCUACCUGCGCCGCUGCGUCCGCCUGACCGACGAAGGCCUGCGCUACCUGGUGAUCUACUGCGCCUCCAUCAAGGAGCUGAGCGUCAGCGACUGCCGCUUCGUCAGCGACUUCGGCCUGCGGGAGAUCGCCAAGCUGGAGUCCCGCCUGCGGUACCUGAGCAUCGCGCACUGCGGCCGGGUCACCGACGUGGGCAUCCGCUACGUGGCCAAGUACUGCAGCAAGCUGCGCUACCUCAACGCGAGGGGCUGCGAGGGCAUCACGGACCACGGUGUGGAGUACCUCGCCAAGAACUGCACCAAACUCAAAUCCCUGGAUAUCGGCAAAUGCCCUUUGGUAUCCGACACGGGCCUGGAGUGCCUGGCCCUGAACUGCUUCAACCUCAAGCGGCUCAGCCUCAAGUCCUGCGAGAGCAUCACCGGCCAGGGCUUGCAGAUCGUGGCCGCCAACUGCUUUGACCUCCAGACGCUGAAUGUCCAGGACUGCGAGGUCUCCGUGGAGGCCCUGCGCUUUGUCAAACGCCACUGCAAGCGCUGCGUCAUCGAGCACACCAACCCGGCUUUCUUCUGAAGGGACAGAGUUCAUCCGGCGUUGUAUUCACACAAACCUGAACAAAGCAAAUUUUUUUAAAAGCAGCGUAUGUAAGCACCGACACCCACUCAAAACAGCUCUUUCUUCCGGGAAGGUUAUUAGGAAUCUGGCCUUUAUUUUUCCUCAUUUCUCAUGGGCAACAGAGGCCAAAGAAACGAAGCAAGACAAACAGCAAACAGGCAUUUUGGUCAGGUCAUUUGUAGGCAGUUUCUCUUCUCACAAAAGAUGUACUUAAGCAGGCUGAUCGCUGUUCCUUGAGCAAGGCGCUUACUCUCCUCCGCUCAGGCCCCCAAGGCCGCCCUUUCCCUCGCACACAGGCCCCACCCCCACAGUUCCACGCCCCCCCCCCAAGGCCACACCCUCCCUCCCUAGAGCAGCAGCGAGGAUCCAUCAUCAGAAUCACAGUGCUCUCCAGACCUCCUCUCUAAACUGCUUCAUUGACCUAAGUCACUCUCUUCAAUCCCACACCCAUGGACAUUCUUGUCAACUCAAUACCAUAGCACUUUGCAUAGGCAAAAUACUUUUCAGGCCUUUUUAAAAAAUUCAUUACAGCAAACAGCUGGGGAAGGACAUGCAGUCCUCCCCCAGCUCUGUCAAUGACUAUGACCUUGGCCAAAGCACUUCACUGCUCUGGGCUGCAGCUUCCAGCACUGAAUCAGAGGCCACACAGCCCAAAGAUUAGCUUCAUGUCCAUUAUAGCAUUGAGGGAGCAGAGAUACCCAUACACAGAAGCACCUUGGCAUAGAGCACCCAGGCAUCGACCUCUUCCAGGAGAACUGAUUCUGUGGAUGGAUGUGAUUUCAGGAGAUUGUGCAGUGCCAGCAUCAGUGCAUAAAGGGUCCUGUAUGUCCUUUGGCUGCAAAUCACCCACUUCCCUGUGUUUCAGUGGGAGAAUUUCCUCUCCCACCUCCUCACAUCCUCUUUUGCCAGGCUGGAUGCUGUCGUCUCUGUACACAAAUACUUUCUGCAUUCCCCCCUCCACACCAUCCUAGCGAGGCACCAGCACACCUAAUCACAGCAAAGCCCAGAUCCCCCCAUCAGUUGCUUUUACUCAGUGUUUUCAAAUAGGAGUAAAGGCCCUUGCAAUUUUUAAUUAACAAGCAAGGCCCAAGGGAACACAUGUCCUCAAAAGUUUUUCUGAUCCCUCGCCUUGCACACCUGGCAUGCAUCAGGCACAUCUGUCCUACAGCUGGCAGAGACAGAUGCCUCGGUUCUUUGUCAUUCAGAUUGCAUUUGACCUCUUCUCAUCUAUUUAUUUCUUUAUACAUCCAGACUUCAUCACAUGAAGCCUAUUGGGGUUAAGUUUGUAAGUGUUUAAUUGUGCAAAUUGCCACCCUGUGUACCUCCUCCAUGUCUGUCUGCGUGUUUUCCACCAAAGAAUGCAAAGCAGACUUCCAGGUGUUUAAAUUCUGUUCACUCAACAAUGCCAGAUGAAUGGAAGAGGGAACACACUGAGAUGACUUAGACUCUGGUCCACCAACCAGACCCUUGGAAAGGAAUACUAAAAUCAUUACAAGGUAUGGAUUUUAAAUGGAUGAAACUUCAAAUUAUCUUAUUUGGAUAGAAGUCUAUAUUCUAGCCUCAUUUGCAUGAAGUCAGAUAGCCAGAAGAAAUUCCAUUGCUGGUUUUCACGAAAUUCACUUGUCUUUUGCUAAUAAACACAUGGCCCUUUCCCAGAUUAUUCUCUAGCCAAGCCCCACCUUUGUUACGUUGAAAUCCCUCAUUUAUUUUCUUCUCAAAAUGCCCAUUAUCCAAAUGCAGAACCUCUGCAUCUCCAAGCCAGUUAUGCUGAAUUUGUCAAACUUAGACACCCUUGACAACUGCACUCCUACUGUAGGCUCCUGUGCAUACUGUCGUCUUCUGUGGGGGAUGGAGAGGUUAGUGUGAUGAGGUGGUGUCUGCCCAGGAGGUUUCUUUCAAACAUCAUGGCCUCCCAUCCAAUCAACAUCAUCAAAUUACAUGUGUAAUCAAGGCUCUGUGCCAUGGGGGAAAUGAAUCAUUUAGCUAGGCCAGGAUCUAGUGAAAGCCACAGAGUUUAAAACCAUGAAAGAAGUUGAAGGCAGCAUUCCUCAGCUCUGUGACUUGUGACCCUAUUUGAAGUUUCAGGAUUUGGGUGUCACAAAGGAUUGUCCCUAAUCCUUGGCCCUGGGGUCUUCCGAGUGAGCUGGUUUAAUACUCUGAGAAUGAGCAGGGAGAUCCAGAGAAUGAAUCCCUGACCGCAUCACCUAAACUGUCUUCCAAACAUGAGACAAAGCUGACUGUUCACACUGAUUGCCCAGCACAUACCGUCUUGCCAGUUUCUUCUUUUCUCCCAGUCUCCUGUUCAUCCAUUCUGUUCUCCCUUGGGGUGGGAAUCUAUGAUGGAGGUUACUGGGGAAACAGCUCAGCAGAUUUUUGGAGACCAAACCAAAGGUCUCACUAGGAAAUUUAUCUGUUUUAAAACAUUGCUUCCUUCCUGGCUCUGCUAAAUUGAAUGCUCAUUGUUUGUUGUUGUUGUUUUUUAAUUCUAAUGUUCAAAUCACUGCGUGCUGUAUGAAUCUAGAAAGCCUUAAUUUACUACCAAGAAAUAAAGCAAUAUGUUCGUAA